CUUACAAAAAACAGCAACUAUAGUGUGUGUGUGUGUGUGUGAUUGCUUAACCAUGAUUAAGAUGAACUUUCACUUCCUUUUAGCCACAACCAUCUUGGCUUUUGCUUUGUCACUUGUCUAUGCCUCUGAUCCUAGUCCUCUGCAGGACUUCUGUGUUGCUCUUGAUGAUCCCAAGUCUGCUGUGUUUGUGAAUGGGAAGUUCUGCAAGGACCCAAAGCUUGCCAAAGCCAAUGAUUUCUUCUUCUCAGGGCUCAACAUUCCUAGAAACACAUCGAAUCCAGUUGGUUCCACUGUCACUCCUGUAAAUGUUGCUCAAAUACCGGGACUCAACACUCUCGGUAUAUCUUUAGUACGCAUUGACUAUGCACCUAAAGGCCUCAACCCACCUCACACGCACCCACGCGCUACUGAAAUCCUUGUUGUCUUGGAGGGUACUCUCUAUGUUGGAUUUGUCACCUCCAAUCCUGACAACCGUCUCUUCACUAAGACACUAUACCCUGGAGAUGUUUUCGUGUUCCCGGAGGGGCUAAUUCACUUCCAAUUCAAUGUGGGAAAGAAGAAGGCAGUGGCAUUUGCUGGACUGAGCAGCCAAAAUCCAGGGGUUAUCACCAUUGCAAACGCGGUGUUUGGGUCGAACCCAAAGAUUUCUGCUGAUGUUCUAACCAAGGCUUUCCAGGUUGACAAGAAGGUGGUUAACUAUCUUCAAGCACAGUUCUGGUGGGACAACAAUUAGAAAACUUAUGGGCAUUUCUACAAGAAGAAAAAGCAAAUUUUCUUUUAGUUAAAAAUAAGUAGAUGUCAUGUCAUCUUCUGUUCCUAAAUAUUUCGAUAGCAUAAAUAAGUGGGCUUGUUAUGUACUUCUCAUUUGUUACAAAGGUUUUCUCAUAGUAUGAUCUUUUUUAUUAUUAUUACAGUAAUAAA
This is a messenger RNA of Cornus florida, 921 nucleotides long. RefSeq names its product germin-like protein subfamily 1 member 13. The record is from RefSeq and is a predicted model, not a curated record. NCBI's taxonomy places the organism in Eukaryota, Viridiplantae, Streptophyta, Magnoliopsida, Cornales, Cornaceae. The coding region runs from base 53 to 733 and encodes 226 amino acids. Gene Ontology annotation, molecular function: manganese ion binding. The transcript has 2 exons. Gene Ontology annotation, cellular component: cell wall.